Messenger RNA from Dimorphilus gyrociliatus, 895 nucleotides. The record is from the annotation of a GenBank genome assembly. NCBI's taxonomy places the organism in Eukaryota, Metazoa, Annelida, Polychaeta, Dinophilidae.
AAUGGCGUGUUUCCAUAAAUUAUUAUCGUUUGGGGCUGAUCCAGAUCCUAGAGACACAUUUGGAAAUACACCGAAUCAUUAUGCUGCUGAGGACGGAGCAGUUGAUAUUUUAGAUGUAUUACUUAAUCAAAAAGUUAAUGUAAAUGCGCAAGAUAUAACAUCUAAAACUCCACUUAUGAAAGCGACAAGAAAUGGUAAAUUGAAUGCCGUAAAGAGACUUAUAAAGGCGAAAGCUCUAUUAAAUAUAUGCGAUAGGAAUAUGGAUACGGCUCUUCAUUUUGCCGCUAGACAAGGAUCGGAGGCCUUGGUGAGCGCCUUAAUCGAGGCCGGCGCCGAUGUUAAUUUGAAGAAUCAUUGGGGUCACACUCCUCUAUUUGAAGCUGUUAAUUAUAACAACAAAGCGGCUGCUGUUCGCCUCUUGGUUGUACCAAGUUGUAACGUUAACGCGAGUGACAAUAAGACGGGUGAUACUGCUUUACACGUUGCCAUUCAUCUGCUAAAGUUUAAUUACGAUUUUAAUACACCUGCAAGACAAGAUGGCGAUGGGCAGCAUAAAAGCAUUGUUAGAUUGGCAUUAGAAAGAAAGAAUGUCCAAGUACUUCACCUACUUUCGCAAAUUGGUUAUGUAAUUACUACAGAAGGGAUACGAGAAGAUGAAUAUGAAGUUCUUCAGAAUUUGUACUUAAUCAUUCCACCUGUGAGAACGUUGAAGCAACUUUGCAGAAAGACAAUUAGACAGUGCUUAGGAUUUGGAAUAAGAGUAAAGAUGAAUAAUUUGGGUCUACCUGCAACACUUCAAUCCUAUCUCUUAUUGGAUGAUAUAUUACACAAGUGUUUCUAUUGCGCUCAUAGGUGGCAGCAGUGUGCAACUUGUGAUACGUGUAGGCGUACUUGA